Messenger RNA from Rana temporaria (common frog), 1053 nucleotides. Its product is annotated as olfactory receptor 1-like. NCBI's taxonomy places the organism in Eukaryota, Metazoa, Chordata, Amphibia, Anura, Ranidae. Bases 1 to 1005 code for a protein of 334 amino acids. Gene Ontology annotation, cellular component: membrane. The transcript has a single exon. Gene Ontology annotation, molecular function: G protein-coupled receptor activity; olfactory receptor activity. Gene Ontology annotation, biological process: G protein-coupled receptor signaling pathway. The record is from RefSeq and is a predicted model, not a curated record.
AUGUCUAAUCACACCGCAGUUUUGGAAAUUACCUUAGUAGGAUUUCCAGGUCUGGCUGAUGCAUUUCAUGGCUUGGUAUCUACCAUGAUGUUUUUUGCCUAUAUCAUAUCCCUGACGGCCAACGGCACUGUCAUAGGUUUGGUAAUUUUUAAUGAACACUUACGUCAGCCCAUGUACCUGAUCAUAGCCAACCUUGCCGCCUCCGACCUGCUCUUUGACACCGUGACUUUACCUAAAGCUAUUGCCAUAUAUUGGUUUGGAGCUUCCACCAUUCCCGUGAAAAUGUGCCUAUUCCAGAUCUUUUUGGUUCAUUAUUUUGGAAGUCUGGAUUCAUUCCUGUUGAUGCUGAUGGCCAUAGAUCGGUAUGUGGCCAUCUGCCAUCCACUGCGAUACACCUCCAUUAUCACCAAUAAAAAAAUCUCCAUUUCCUGCGGCUUCUGCUGGAUCAUCUUGUCCUCUUCUAUAAACACAGUUGCUACCAUUUUGGCCUCACAACUCACCCUGUGUGGUGCCUACAGGGUAAAUAGUUUGUUCUGUGGCCACACCGCCUACGUGGCGGCAGCUUGUAUUGAUGUAUCCAGCUCAAGAAAUGUGGCUUUUGUCAACUCUAUGAUUGUUCUCUUAAUACCGCUUGGGCUGAUAUUGAUGUCAUACAUCAAAAUUAUAGCGGUAAUCUCAAUGACACGCACUGAGAACCUCCAGAAAGCGUUUUACACCUGUGUGACCCAUUUGCUGGUCAUCGCUUUGUAUUACACCCCUCGACUCUUUGUCUACAUUAUAAGCGUUCUCCCCUUUGUCACAAUGAGAUCCGAUGUGAACACUGUCCUCCUUUUCCUGUACUCGUUUGUACCUCACAUGGCCAAUCCGAUCAUCUAUUUCCUCCGGACCAAAGAAAUCAAACAGACCUUGAGACGCGUUCUUCUCCGCAGCAAAUUUAACAUGGGAUGGCGUCAAAAACGCCUUACUUUAAGACUGGGGGUUGAUAUUGGAAGGAUGAUGAUGUAAUGGACAGCAAACCUAAAAGUGAACCAUAAGUAAAAGUCCUCCAGAUGA